This is a messenger RNA of Enhydra lutris kenyoni (northern sea otter), 1912 nucleotides long. RefSeq names its product DENN domain containing 6B. NCBI's taxonomy places the organism in Eukaryota, Metazoa, Chordata, Mammalia, Carnivora, Mustelidae. Bases 20 to 1765 code for a protein of 581 amino acids. The transcript is spliced from 20 exons. Gene Ontology annotation, molecular function: guanyl-nucleotide exchange factor activity. Gene Ontology annotation, cellular component: recycling endosome. The record is from RefSeq and is a predicted model, not a curated record.
GGGCGCAGUCCCCGCAGCCAUGGACGCGCUGUCCGGCGCCGGGCCCCGCCGGGCUCGCUGCAGCCUGGGCGCGGCGUCUCCCGGAGCGCGGGCUGCGGCGGCGCCCUGGGCGCGGUUCUCGGCAUGGCUGGAGUGCGUGUGCGUGGUCACCUUCGACCUGGAGCUGGGCCAGGCGCUGGAGCUGGUGUACCCCAGUGACUUCCGGCUCACGGACAAGGAGAAAAGCAGCAUCUGCUACCUGUCCUUCCCUGACUCCCACUCAGGCUGCCUCGGAGACACUCAGUUCAGCUUCCGCAUUCGGCAGUGCAGCGGACAGAAGAGCCCGUGGCGUGCCGAGGACCGGCACUAUAACAGUGGGGCCCCCACGCCACUGCAACGGGAGCCGGCGCACUACUUUGGUUAUGUAUACUUCAGACAGGUGAAGGACAGCUCCAUGAAGAGGGGCUACUUCCAGAAGUCUCUGGUGCUGGUGUCCCGCCUGCCCUUUGUCCGGCUGUUCCAGGCGCUCCUGAGCCUGAUUGCCCCCGAGUACUUCGACAAGUCGGCCCCCUGCCUGGAAGCGGUGUGCAGUGAGAUUGACGAGUGGCCCGCCCCUGUGCCCGGGCAGACCCUGAACCUCCCCGUUAUGGGCGUCGUCCUCCAGGUUCACAUCCCGUCCAGGGUGGACAAGCCUGAGUACGGUCCUCCGAAGCCGUGUAGCCAUGAGAAUUUGCUGCCCGCCCCAGUGAUCCUCACCAGUGUUCAUGAACUGGACCUGUUCAGGUGCUUCCAGCCGGUGCUGACCCACGUGCAGACUCUGUGGGAGCUCAUGCUCCUCGGGGAGCCCCUGGUGGUCCUGGCACCCUCGCCCGCCACGUCCUCAGAGAUGGUGCUGGCCUUAAUCAGCUGCCUACAGCCCCUCAAGUUCUGUUGUGACUACCGCCCCUACUUCACCAUCCAUGACAGCGAGUUCAAGGAGUUCACCACGCGCACACAGGCCCCACCAAACGUGGUCCUGGGAGUUACAAACCCUUUCUUUAUCAAAACACUCCAGCACUGGCCCCACAUCCUCCGUGUCGGAGAGCCCAAGAUGGCAGGGGACCUUCCUAAGCAGGUCAAGCUGAAGAAGCCGUCCAGGCUGAAGACGCUUGACGCCAAGCCAGGCCUUUACACCGCGUACUCGGCCCACCUGCACCGGGACAAGGCACUGCUCAAAAGGCUGCUCAAGGGGCUGCAGAAGAAGAAGCCGUGGGACACACAGACGGCACUGCUGAGACGGCACCUCCUGGAGCUCACGCAAAGCUUUAUCAUCCCCCUGGAGCACUACAUGGCCAGCCUCAUGCCCCUGCAGAAGAACAUCACACCCUGGAAGACUCCUCCCCAGAUCCGCCCCUUCCGCCAGGAUGACUUCCUGCGCAGCCUGGAGCACGCAGGGCCCCAGCUCACCUGCAUCCUCAAGGGCGACUGGCUGGGCCUCUACAGGCGGUUUUUCAAGUCCCCCCACUUUGACGGCUGGUACCGGCAGCGGCACAAGGAGAUGGCUCAGAAGCUGGAGGCCUUGCACCUUGAGGCCAUCUGUGAGGCGCAGAACAUCGAGACUUGGAUGAAAGACAAGUCUGAGGUGGAGGUCGUGGACCUGGUCCUGAAACUUCGGGAGAAGCUGGUGCAGGCACAGGGCCACCAGCUCCCGGUGAAGGAGGCAACGCUACAGCGGGCGCAGCUGUACAUCGAGACGGUCAUUGGCUCUCUACCCAAGGACCUGCAGGCUGUCCUGUGCCCUCCCUAGGGCAGGGCCAAGGGGCGAGCUCCAGGGCCCUGGGUCCGGCCAGGCAUGAGCUCCCCAGCCCGAGUCCCCUGCUGCUGCUCUGUAGCCUUGGCCCCCCCCAUCAGCUCCACUGUUGUUUCAGCAGUAAAGGUGGCAUUUGGAACCACA